Messenger RNA from Populus euphratica (Euphrates poplar), 1185 nucleotides. Its product is annotated as proline-rich protein 3-like. Gene Ontology annotation, cellular component: cell periphery. Bases 1 to 1002 code for a protein of 333 amino acids. Gene Ontology annotation, biological process: response to ethylene. The record is from RefSeq and is a predicted model, not a curated record. NCBI's taxonomy places the organism in Eukaryota, Viridiplantae, Streptophyta, Magnoliopsida, Malpighiales, Salicaceae. The transcript is spliced from 4 exons.
AUGGCUCUAACCCAUUCCUCCUUCGCCACCUUAUUCCUCCUCUUGUCAUUGUCACUGACUGCCUCCGCCGGCGCUGGCGGUUACAACUAUGAUCAAAAGCCAGAUACAACCAAGCCAAAUUAUACUUACAACCCAAAACCACGGCCAGACGUUGUCAAACCAGACCUCCACAAACCAUAUUACGAGUCCAAUCCGAAGCCAACCCUCCCCAAACCAAAAUUUACAGAACCACAACCAGACAAUGGGUAUGACUUAAAGCCAUACCAUGGCCAACCAACCAUCCCCAAACCAGACACUGCCAAGCCAAAUUAUAGUUACAACCCAAAACCAGAUGUUCCCAAACCGAAAUUGACAAUGCCAAAACCCAACUAUGGUAAUCACCCAAAACCAAAGUUGAUCGUACCCAAACCAGACACUGCCAAGCCAAAUUAUGGUUACAAUCCAAAACCAGAUGUUUCCAAACCAAAGAUGACUGUACCAAAACCUGAUCAUGGUUAUGACCCAAAGGAGAAGGUUUAUGAACAACCAAAGUCAACUACACCAAAGCCAGAGAUUAUCACGCCGGAACCAAAGUUAUACAUACCAAAACCAAGUAAUGACAAACUGGACUAUGAGUAUAGUCCAAUCGGCAUAGAAGGUUUUGUCCUUUGCAAACAGGGUUCUAACUAUACCCCUAUUGAAGGAGCUGUGGUAAGAAUAGCAUGUACUGCUGUGGAUCACUAUGGUUACAAGAAAGUCCCUUUCUCCUGCUUGACAGAAGCAACUAAUGCAAAGGGGUACUACUUCAAAACAUUGCCAGCUUUAAAGCUCACAGAAUGCAAGGCUUACCUUGAAAGCUCUCCAUUGAAAACCUGCAACGUUCCAACAGAUAUGAACUAUGGGAUUACCGGUGCUCCCCUUUCAGCUUAUCACAUUCUCCAUGACAAGAAAAUAAAACUGUACUCUAUGAGGACCUUCUUCUACACCUCGACGACACCUACAUCAACCCCUGCUGGUUAUUAAAUUGUCUUCUCUCCAUGACUACAAUUCAUCUAUUUUUUACGUUGUUUAAAGCUGUUGUAACGGCUUGAUUUCCUUCUUGUUGUUUAUAUAUAUGGGCUUUUUUCUUGAUGAUCAGUUUCAUUAUCGGGAGAGUUUUGUGAUAAACAUUCUUCAAUUAAGAUUUUUCUUCUUUUCUUUUUGGGA